This is a messenger RNA of Ruditapes philippinarum (Manila clam), 3057 nucleotides long. Its product is annotated as translation initiation factor eIF-2B subunit epsilon-like. Lineage: Eukaryota; Metazoa; Mollusca; Bivalvia; Venerida; Veneridae. Gene Ontology annotation, cellular component: eukaryotic translation initiation factor 2B complex. Gene Ontology annotation, biological process: biosynthetic process. Gene Ontology annotation, molecular function: guanyl-nucleotide exchange factor activity; translation initiation factor binding; translation initiation factor activity. The record is from RefSeq and is a predicted model, not a curated record. The transcript has 16 exons. Bases 34 to 2118 code for a protein of 694 amino acids.
GCAUUAGAACGGGAUUUACUAAAGAAAUUCAACAUGGCGCCGAAAGGAAAAUCGGGAGCGAGUAAUGCAGAUUUAAAGCAAGAAGAUAUUGUACAGGCAGUUGUCUUUGCUGACAGCUUCAACACUAACUUUUCACCAAUUUCCCAUGAUAAACCAAGGGCAUUAUUUCCAGUGGCUAACACUGCACUUCUAGACUAUACUUUAGAAUUUCUGUGUUCUGGAGGAGUUCAAGAGAUUUUUGUUCUCUGUUGUCACCAUGCCAGUCAAGUUAAAGACCACCUUAGGAAUUCUCGUUGGAUAGAGAAGAGUUCACCAUGCAAUGUUGUACCAAUAGUAUCUGAAGGUUGUAUGUCGAUGGGCGAUGCGUUACGGGAUAUCGAUGCAAAGAGCCUUAUUCGAAGUGAUUUUGUUUUAAUCUACGGAGAUGUUGUUUCUAAUAUUAAACUACAGGGUAUAAUGGAAGCUCACAAACAGAGACGUGAGAAGGAUAAAUCUGCGAUCAUGACGAUGGUGUUCCAGCAGGUACCCCCGGGACAUAGGACGCGAUGUGCUCAAGACGAUAUCGUACUGGCUAUAGAUAAUCAAACUCAAAAUGUCAUACAUUAUCAGAAAGUAGGAGAAACUGGGGACAGUAGAUUUCAAUUCCCUGUGGAAGUGAUGACAUCACACAAGGACGUUCAGAUACGGUAUGACCUGCUCGAUGCCAACAUCAGUAUAUGUUCCCCGCAAGUUCCACAACUCUUCACGGAUAACUUUGAUUACGAGACGAGAGACAACUUUGUUCGGGGUAUUCUCAUUAAUGAAGAGAUUAUGGGUAACACAAUACAAAUGCAUGUAGUCAAAGAUGCCUAUGCUGCCAGAAUUUCCAACCUACAAAUGUAUGAUGCUGUGAGUCAGGACAUAUUAAACAGAUGGACGUUCCCGUUUGUACCGGACAGUUGUUACCGACAUAAUAAAGAUAGUAUUUCAUACGGCAGACAUAAUGUUUAUAUGAGUAAAAAUGUUACACUGGCAAGAGAAUGUAAGAUAUUGGAGAAUGUAUUAUUAGGGAAUGGUUCAUCAGUUGGAAGCAAUACAGUCAUCACACAUUCUGUCAUUGGCAGAAAUUGUACAAUAGGUAAAAAUGUGACUAUUAAAGGAUCCUACUUAUGGGAUAACGUUACAAUAGAAGACAACUGUACUAUUGAAACAUCUUUAAUCUGUGAUAAUGUAACUGUCUAUGAAAAAGUUAGUCUCUGUCCUGGCUGUGUUCUCAGUUCCAAGGUAACUGUUGGACCAGGUGUUGAGUUGAAGACAGGCACAAUUGCUGUAUCUAAACUAGAGGAUGAUGACUUUGGUGACGAACUGGAUGCUACAGAUGGUGCUGAUACUGAGGCUAUUUAUGGAAACAAGUCGAAGGCAUUUACAUAUAAAGAUACCGAUGCCGACUUGAGUGAUACAGAAGAAGUAACUAAACAGAUCUGGGGACUGGUAGUAGAGUCGGAGAGCUCGGAUGAUGAUGAUGACAGUGAUAAGAGUAGCGAGAGCGGUUCUGAACCAGGCAGUUUAUCACCAGAUGUACCAGUGUAUUACACAGAAAUGUUGGAUACUAUACAAAGGUCAAAAGAUGAAAAUAUCAGUUCAGAAAAUCUCAUUUUGGAAAUUAACUCUUUGAAACAUGCAUAUAACAUUACCAUUAAGGAACUGACUGGUUUAGUGGUUAAAGUAAUGUUAGAGCAACCAUUCUCAGAGAAUCCCAGUCUGGCUGGAGCAGACGCUAUUAAAGUGCUGACACAGACUUUGAGUAAACAUUUAUCAGUCCUGCAAAAUUAUAUAAAAAAUGAGGAAUCACAACUCCAGUGUUUACAAGCAAUAGAGGUGUUUGGCUCAGCAAAUUCGGUCCAUAUGGCUUUAGUUAUGAAGCUGAUACACUUCCUGUAUGAUUCUGAUAUUUUGGCAGAGCAGGCUAUUUUUAGAUGGUACAAAGCGCCACCUAGCAGCAGUGGCCAUGACGAGCUUGAUGCAGUAGAUGGAGAGGAAAUGGAAAAUAAGCAUUCUGAAAUUAGAAAACAGGUGGCGCCACUCAUCAAGUGGUUGGAAGAAGCAGACGAAGAAUCUUCCGAUGAUGAAGACGAUUGACUCGUGCUCGCUUUUAGUAUCUACACAGCCAUUUUCGUCAUCAUAACUCUAGUACUAUUACUUCAGCUUCAUGGAAUGAAUAAACUAACUUUCUGGAUGGACAGUAAAUGUCAUAGGGACAUGAAUGAGAGUUGUUGGGUUGUUUAACCCUUUAGCACGCCUUAUGUCUGAAAUGGAAUUGUCCAUCAUUAAAAAUAGACUAAACAGUUGAUCAUUUUUGGGGGGAAAUUUCAAAAUAUGAACUGACUGUAAUGCAAACCAUGCAGACAGUGGUUAAAUGGAAUGAUUGGGUUGACUGGUUCCUGGGCUGCACUGAUUGCAUGGGUAGAAUUUGGUGAAGCCAGCAGGUUAUGAAUUAUGAAUUCUAUUAGAAGGAACACCAUCUAAUGUAGUGACUUUUAUGAUAAAAGGACAGUGUUACUUGGUUCAGUCCAGCUUGUGAGCUACGGGAUGGUCAAUGUUUAUCCUAUUUUAAGAUAAAAUCAAAUUCGUUUCACACACAUUUGGAAAUAUGGAAAUAGUUCUAUCAUGGAGUUUCAAAAAUGGAGAAAAAAAAUUCAUGGAAGUAUCGUGGAAUUUUAAGAUUCUGCCUUGAGCAUGUUAAAAUUUUCAUAUAGUGCAAACAAGUGCUAAGGUUCAAUCAUUUAAAUUAAACAUGAUAGGAUAUUGAUAAAUAACUAUGAAUUAAUUUGUUUAUUAAAAAAAAACAGCUGCAAAAAGCAAAAUUAUGGAUAUAAAUGUGUUUAUAAAUAGCAUAAUCAUAAUUAUAUUCAAUGUCAUGAAAACAAAUUUGUGUUAGAUAUUUAUAAAUGAUCUUUGUUUUGUAAGGAAAAAACUUGAGCCUUUAAAAUGUUUUUAUAUUAAUCAUGAUUUGAUUUGCUACAUUCUGUUUAUAGCUGUUUAUUUACUAUGCUGGAAAUAAAAAUGCUUUGUGACUUA